AUGGGCUCCUCGAUGCCUCUUGUCGGUCAUAGUCUGGCCAUCUUUAUCUGCGCGGCGGUAAUGAUGAGCGCAUUAUUCAUAGCCCUGGAUGCAUGUUGGAUGGUUGCAUCAAAGCGGGGUGUUGGGCAUAAGAACGAGGACUUCACCGAUCCUAAGACAAUGGAGCAGGCUCUACUGUGGUGGUGGCUAUGUCAAAUGCUAUAUAGUUGGUCGGCCGCGAUCACCAAAAUAUCAAUAGCCAUAGCCCUACUCAGGCUAGCUGUGCAAAAAGCGCACCGCAUUGUUCUGUGGGCAGUGACCUGCCUUGUAACAGUCGCUGGGAUAAUGAUUUGGCUUGUCUUCCUAGCCGGCUGCCAACCUGUCUCUUAUUUUUGGUCGCAUGUCACUGCAAAUCAGCAUGGGAGCUGCAUACAGCGGCAGAUACUGUUGGACAUUGGCUAUCUCUACAGCUUCCUGAUUGUGUUCUCCGAUAUUACUCUUGGGAUCAUGCCCGCCGUUCUGAUCUGGCGCCUGCAAAUGGACCGCCGGACAAAGAUUGCAUUAGCAGGAGUCCUUAGCCUAGGAGCUCUAGAGAGCGUCGCCGUGAUCAUUCGAAUCCCAUACCUGCAUACCUACCAUGACACCAACCUUCUCUGUGAGUCCGGUCGAACCUGUCAUUCCAUCACCACGUCCCUAACCACAGCAGAUGCAACCUACCAAAUCGACUUUUGGUCCAUCAUUGAAAUCGGAAUCGGCAUUACCGCAGGGAGUCUCGCCACCCUUCGCCCCUUAUUUCUUUGGGUCUUCGAAACUCGAUCAUACUAUGGAGGUAACUCUCGUGGCAAAAAGCGCAGUGAAGAGGCGCAUCCUCUUUCGAACAUCUCCACAGAUGCUGAAAGAUUACAUAACUCAGAAAACUGGGGUGCGGAUUUUGUUCCAGGCAAGUCGCAGACUCGUCUAGUAACCACCGUCACAUCUCGUCUGAGCCAUUCGGAUAGAAAUCGGGAUGCUUUGACCCUGGGGGCUGGGUCAUGGCAGGCUCUAUAUCAGGUCAAUGUUCAGACAACAAUCAAGAUCUCAGAGGGAGUGGAUGAAGCAAUAUAA
Molecule: messenger RNA, 1083 nt
Organism: Aspergillus niger
Lineage: Eukaryota; Fungi; Ascomycota; Eurotiomycetes; Eurotiales; Aspergillaceae
Exons: 4
Coding region: 1-1083 (360 amino acids)
Source: RefSeq, a predicted model, not a curated record